Acanthocheilonema viteae is the source of this 732-nucleotide messenger RNA. The record is from the annotation of a GenBank genome assembly. Lineage: Eukaryota; Metazoa; Nematoda; Chromadorea; Rhabditida; Onchocercidae.
AUGAUAAGAUGGUGUAUUAGAUCGAUACCAUUAUGGCAUUGUAUCCCAACCUGCUUCCAAGUUCCGAUCGUAAAACAAUUGGAAGUAGCGCCAUCAUUGUCAUUUCCAUCUACGUCAAUAUCACGCAAUGAAGGUAACACAAAGCAACAACAGGUUCAACUGCGACCGAAGAAACAGUAUAUUUCAGGCGAUAGCUAUAAAAAGCAUUACAGUUCACCAGAUGAUUUUCAUCAAUUUAAUAAUUUAAACUUGGCGCAAAAACAACAAUAUGAGGAAAAUGAGUCAUGGCAACCUUAUCAUCAUAGCGAUGAACCGAUCAUAUAUGUCGCUGAAACAACGCCUAAUCCAUAUGAUGAGCUAAUCGAUCCAGCACUAUUGACAUCAAGGCAAAAUCAACCUAUAUCGAUGCUUAAUCGAUAUGAUGAUUAUUUAUUGGAAGCACUAAAUGAUAUAUCAAAUCUUACAACCUCCAUGCAUCCGGCACCGAUAUCAGCCAUCGAACACUCUUUCGAAAAUAUUUCGGUAGCAAAGCAGAAAUCAGUACCAUCACAGGUGAUGACAAGUGAUAAUUCCUAUCCAACAUAUCCUUUGAAGAUCGAAAAAUUAACAAAUCCUGAUCAAAUAGCGGAUCCAAAAGGUAAAUUAAAAUGGACAUCAUUUAACGUGCUGAAACGACAAAAAACUUAUUCAACCAAGAAUGCGGCAAGUUCUGAAUAUCUUUUAACAACUUGA